Cladocopium goreaui is the source of this 3699-nucleotide messenger RNA. The record is from the annotation of a GenBank genome assembly. NCBI's taxonomy places the organism in Eukaryota, Dinophyceae, Suessiales, Symbiodiniaceae.
AUGCUGUGGCCACGGCUGCCAUGGCUAGCAGUGACAGCUGUCAUAGCUGUGACGGUCGUGACAGCCGAAGAGCUGGAUUUCUCCUGCAAGGAGCACGAGGUCGAGCUUUGGGAAGAUGUCAGGUUGCAGCUGGAAAAGCUAAUGCCGCGCUUCGCUGGCCGAUUGAGCUUCGUUCACAUUGCGGAAGAUCUCCCGAUGGUGAAUAGAAUUCAUCAAAAUGUUGUCCGAAAGUUGGAGAUUCCUGGACCCUUGCUACAAGCGCAGGUGCCUCUGCCUUGGAGAGAGGAGGAGCCAUGGAGCUUUUGCCUCACAGGUCUAGUUAGCGCCAAAGUGCUUUUUGUGAUGAUGGGAAUGACAGGUCAAUUUGAAUAUGCAGUGGACUUGAGCGCAGCUCUUGUCACAUCAGUUAUGCCAGCACCCUGGUUGGAGAUCCUCCAAAGUGGUUGGCCGAUUUUUCCGCUGUUGGCGAUUUUGUCCAAAUGGGCUUCGCCGCACAUGGACUUCGCAGGUGCUGCCUUUUCCGGCCCUCAUGGCCGUUCAGCAGCUCGAGCUGUGACGGGAUUAGUCUCUACUUGCGACCAGGCAGAGUUUGGUGCCAUGCAACGUGCGCGAAAAGUUCUUGGUGUCCACUGGCGAAAUCUGGAUCCUACGGUCCAAAGUCCAGACCUGGAUCACAUUGAGGUGUCCCUCGCGGAACUGCAGGGGAGCUCCAGAGAAAGAUUUGCCAACGGCACUAACGGCACUAACGGCACUUACGAAUGUUACUGGACACAUCAUCCAAACCGGACCUUGGGAGGUGAGAUCGAUGAGAUUCCUGGGAAUGCGCUGGGAGCUUGUGCGACAGUUGAAACCUGUGCUGGGAUCCUUCAGAACAGCCUGCGAAUUGGCCAGCCCUUUCUGCAGGAGUCAGUAGGUGAAGUGUCUGAAGUGCGUUGGUGCACUCCACACAUCAGUCCCAGUCGCACCAAUCCCAACGCGAGCGACAGCACUUUGCUUUGCCCCUUUGCACGGGUUGUUGGCCUCCUUGGCUCCGCCUUUCGUUUGCUGAGCAACAGCACUAGCAUGGAGAACUUUUCCCCUGAGUUGGUCAAGCAGGCUAACGCAGAGGUGGCGGCCUUUGCUUCGGGUUUUGACCCUGGCGAUGCCCAUGCUGCAGGCAGAGAGGCCUGGGCGACACAAUGGCCCUUGUGGCAGGUUCUUGGGCGCCUCCAACAACGGAUGGACUUUUUGCGGGAUCCAAUUGCCAGUUCAGCAGGCACAAAGGUUCUGUCUUCUCUGCAACGUGCCAUGGGCUUCGAUGAUGAGGCUUGGCGCUUGGUUCUGAACGAGCUGGAUGAAGUGUCGGCAAAAGUCAAGGCUCCUUCAUCCUUGCGAGAGCGAGUGCGAUGCAUUUCUGGGACCAGCUGUGUUGCUGAGUUCUUUGCAAGGUUGCACACCAUGCUCUACUCCACUGAGAAACUGCCUUUGCGGGAUCAGAUCUUUAUGCAGAAUGAGGACGCCAUCUUGCCGGAGUUCAUGGUGCGCAGCAAAAGGAUGGACUACAAUGACCCCAAAGAGCUGGACUACGACUGGAAAGCAAUGGUGCAGGAGGUGAAAGCAAGGUUUGCUGAAGGGCAUGAGUUGACGCGCGAGGAGGAGAUGCAGGGCUUAAUGCCAAAGGAGCAUCCUUUGCAGGUGGACCGACUGCAGCUGGCCCACUUCAUCUUGGAGGUGAGGGACCAGAUCCUUCAAGAAGGGCCGUUGUACAGAUGUUUGGAGUGGGACAUGCCCCUCCUGUUGGUUCACGCCUUUUCAGCAUACUGCCGCUACCUAGACAUCUACUCAUAUUCGGAGCCGCACCCCAGUGAUGCCAGACUUGGAUUGCCAGGGCGGCACGAGUACAAGUCUGGCACGAUCCACUACUGGGGGGACAUGGAGAAGUCCGAGAACUUUAGUGUGGAUCCAGGUUCCAUGGACCUGAUUCUUUGUCCCUUCAUCUUUGAGCAUGUUGCUAGACCCUGGAGGGCUAUCAGGACUUUGGCUGACUCCUUGCGUCCAGGCGGCUUCGUCAUUUGGGCAGCUCCCAUGUUCCAGCGUUACCAUGGGUCUCCUCACGACUACUACCGCUACACUCCGAAUGGGGUCAAAGCGUUGGCGGAAGAAGCAGGAUUGGAGGUUGCAAAAAUAUACGCUCCUGGGGAUCUCUCCUUGGUCAAUGGAGUCUUGAUGGGAAUGCUGCUGCCAUAUUGGUCCACGGAGCAAGUUCUUCGCGAGAGUGAAUUGGUCGAGAGGGUGCAGCAAGUCAUGAUCAAGCUUGGAACGCAGGUCCUUGAAGAGAAGGACUUCUUGUUCAGGAAUCUCUUUCGGACCAGUCAGGCGUAUCGACCACAACUUGAAGAGGUGGCUGCAAAGUGGCCAGACUUCUUGGACGGCAUCUUGCCGCGGAUGUCUACUGUCUUUCAGAUGAGUGUCUUGAGGCCGGUUCGUCCUUCCAAGCGGUCAUGCACGAACACAGCCCGCGCUUUUCCGGCGCAGACCGUUAAAACUGGUUGGACGUUGUUGAGCACAGGGAGCGUCGUAGUGCUGGUUCUCCAAGCUCUCAUUCAAAGGUUCCUUCCUGGCUUCUUCAUGAACAGGGCAGUGAGGAAGGCUGGGCAAAGGCUGGAAAGGACAGAGCCCGCCCCUGCACGGCCGGUCGAGGAGGAAUACAUCAAGGACUUCAUCAAUUCACCUCAACGUAAAGCUUUGAGCACCCCUUCCUUCUUGGUGGUCAGUGGUUCCCAAGGCAUUGGGAAAUCAACCAUGCUGAACAAUCUCAUGUGUGAGAAUGUGAAGAAUGGCAAAAGGGUGCUCCCACUCAAGAUGUCAAUCCGUCCUGGUGAGGACUUGAAACUCAAUGAAGCGCUGCCCAAAGCAUUGCAAGCAGUAUAUUUGCCGCGAUACUACCCAGAACAAGUGGAGUAUAUGCUGGAAAAGGUGAACGAGACGUGCAAGCACCGAACAGGCAGUGCCGCCGUGGUAUACCUGCAACUCACAACCAAAAGCCGCGGAGACAAAUUUAGUAGGGAUGCCUGUGAUGACAUUGCUUCCACCCUCGGUGCCUUCGCUCGCAACAUCACCUACGACAAUGCCGCGUGCAAGUUCAUUUUGGAGGUCAGCGUGUCUGCUGUGGCCGACAUCAUCACCGAAAGGUUUGACAUGUCAAGGCUGGUUGUGGUGCGACCGCUGCCUUUCGAAGACUUCACAUCUGUGGUCAAGGAGGUGGCAAAGCAGGGAAACGACUUCCGGACGCUGAACAAGGUUCUUGCCGAAGAUGACAUGGACGAGGUGUUGAAGCACUACUACAUCCGCACAGGGGGCAACUUCCGCGCCUUGGGCGAGAUACUGCGAAACGUCUCCAGAGCAGGUCAGAAAGGUGCGGAUGCGGUCAUCGAGCGGGUUGAGCAGUGGUACAAGGAGAGGGUGGAACCAAUUCAAAGGAAAUUGGAUGACCAGGAAGUGAAGGACUAUCUCCUCAAGGUGGCAGAGGCAGGACCCAUGGGGUAUCUCCCAGAGAGCGACGAAGACACCAAAAUGAAGUUGAAGCUUCUUCGUGAGGAGCCAGCAGACUGCGUCCUGAGGAGAACAACCAAUUUAAGUGUGGCUUUGAAGCAUUGGCAUUUCGUCGCCAAGCUCUUUCAAGAGGAUGAGCAGAAGUUGAGGGAUGCAGGAUACAUGUGA